AUGCCUGAGAUGGGCUCAUGUAAAGAGCCGAAGUAUCAGGCGUGGCUAAAGCGGUUAAUUCCGAAGUGUUUACGCCACAAUCAGAAGGAUGAAGUGCCGCGGGAUGCCCAGCUUAUAUGUGCGGUUAAUGUACCUAAACUGUGCAGUAAAUGUGUCCAAGGCUGGUCCAACUCUAUUAUGACCAGCAAAUAUACUUUUCUUACGUUUCUGCCGAAGAACUUGUGGUACCAGUUCCACGUCUUCUCCAACGUCUACUUCCUGUGCAUGGCAAUGUUGCAGCUAGUCCCGGCAAUCUCUGAUUCUAAUGGUAAGCCGACUAUGCUCACACCUCUAGCAUUGGUGUUGGGUGUAACGGCUUUGAAGGAUGCUAUUGAAGACUAUCGGAGGCAUAGGUCCGAUGCUGUUGAGAAUUCGAGAAUGACGGUAAGGUUGAAUGCUGCUACUGGAGAGUUGGAGAAAGUGCCGUGGUCAAGUUUGGUCGUUGGUGAUGUGAUCAGGCUUCGGAAGGGUGAUGGAGCUCCUGCUGAUAUAGUCUUGCUAUCAAGCUCUGAUGGUACUGGCACUGUGUAUGUCGAAACCAAGGACCUCGAUGGUGAGACUAACCUCAAGGCUAAGGUCUGUCUUGAGGAAACGCAGUUGUUGGAUGUUCGGAAGAUGAAUGCCGCGUCAUCGGACCGUGUUGACGAUCAUCUCUGUGUUCGUAUCACCUACGAACAGCCGACUGCGUCGCUCUAUUCUUUCACUGGGUCGAUCGUCCUCAACAAUGCGGCUCCUCUGGCACUUUCGGCAGACCAACUGGUUCUUCGUGGGUCGAGUAUUAGGACGACGAAGUAUGCCUGGGGGGUUGUAGUAUACACCGGUCACAACACCAGGUUGAUGGUGAACUCUGCGGCCUCCGCCUCAGGAAGGUAUAAAAUGUCGAAGCUGAUGAAGAUGUAUAAUACACAUAUUUUGCAGCUGUUCGCACUGCAAAUGUUCUUCUGUGUGAUAUCAGCGGUCUCCUAUGCUCUAUGGAGUAAUCUCUGGCAGGAUAACUGGUAUUUGGAACGCCCAGAAGAAACUAUUGGGUCGAAGAUUCGUGAAGUGAUUGAAGUCUUUGGUCGGCUCGUACUUCAAUUCACUCUCUUCGUCCCCAUAUCUCUGCUGACCACUCUGGAGAUCGUUAAGAUCGUACAGGGUUAUAUCAUUUCUCGAGAUAGACAGAUGGUUUAUGGCGAUGUGAAGGCGUCAACCAACUCCGCUGGAACGGCUGACGAUCUGGGAUGCGUCACCCAUGUGUUUUCGGAUAAGACCGGCACGCUUACUGAGAACUGCAUGCUCAUCAACACGAUCGGUAUCAUGGGUGACUUGAAUCGUCAGUUUGGCCCGAACCCCUAUCCUUUGCGACCUUCUGAUACACACGUGAGCCACAGCUUCCCCUCAAGGGGCAUCAAGGCUGUGUCGGCUGGUAAAGAUGAGCCUAAUCUGAGGCGGUCUCUACUCGUUCUGGGGCUCUGUCAUUCUGUACUUCGGCAGCAACGGGACGAGUCUGAAUCGGAGGCUGACACACGUCAGAGCUCUGUGGUGGCGGGUAAGCUUGAUACUGUGUCCUUGACUGAAACUACUGGUGGCUCUUCCUCGAGCUGCUGCGGAGGGGCGAUAGAUGAUCCCAAGCCUGGUGAUGAUAGCGAGGAUCUCUAUGAUGCAUCGUCUCCGGAUGAGAUGGCGCUGGUGGCGGCAGCACGCGAACUCGGCUUCGAGUUUUGGGGGAGACCAAGUGCCCAUAAAGUUGUCAUGAAGUUUACGGACGAUUGGGCUAAGAACCUCAUUGGUCGUGACGGUGGUGCUACUGUUGACACUGACUUUAUUACCUAUGAUGUUCUGGAGGUCCUCGAGUUCGACAAUGUACGCAAGCGCAUGAGUGUCAUGGUCCGCAGUCCUACUACUGGCAAGGUCAUGCUUCUCGUGAAGGGAGCUGAUUCUACUAUGUUGGAGGUUGCUACUCCUGAGACUGAUUCUAAUGGUUUAACUGCUUAUCUUUUGGGCCUUGCUACUCAGGGUCUUCGGACUCUGGUUUUGGGCAUUCGUGACUUGACUGAUUUCCCCCUUGAUAGUUGGCGCGAACGCUACGGUAAGGCGCGUGCAACGGGAGAUGCGGAUGCUCUCGAGGAACUGAUCGCCGACGCUGAGAUGGGCAUCACUAUUGUUGGUGCUACUGGUAUUGAAGAUAAACUACAGGAUCAUGUUCCUGAGACUAUUUCUGAUAUCCGUGCUGCUGGUGUGAACAUGUGGAUCCUCACUGGUGACAAGGUGGAGACAGCCAUCAACAUUGGACGGUCAAGCAAUCUGAUAGCGCACGAUGGGGAGAACUUUGUGAUCCAGGACCCCGACAUGGACGAGAAGGACAUUCUGGAGAAGCUUCAGGACAUCUCUGAUAGGGGAGCACCCCCUCGAACGGUGUCAUUGACUAUUUUGGGCGAUUGUCUCACGACGAUCCUCAAGGAUGAUGAUCUCCGUGAGCAGUUCUUCUCGGUUGGUUUGACCAAGUGUGGCACAGUUAUUGCUUGUCGGGUUUCCCCGGCCCAGAAGGCGGAUGUGGUGGCGUGGGCCCAGAAGUACCACAAGAGUGGUACGAUGCUUGCUAUUGGUGAUGGUGCCAACGAUGUGGGAAUGAUCGUCACUGCCGACGUUGGUGUCGGAGUUUCCGGUCGAGAGGGAGCUCAAGCGCCAGAUCCUCUCGCCACUGGUGCUCAGUAUCCUUGCCACAUUUGUAUCUGA
Molecule: messenger RNA, 2757 nt
Organism: Perkinsus marinus ATCC 50983
Lineage: Eukaryota; Perkinsozoa; Perkinsida; Perkinsidae
Exons: 2
Coding region: 1-2757 (918 amino acids)
Biological process (GO): phospholipid translocation
Cellular component (GO): plasma membrane
Molecular function (GO): nucleotide binding; ATPase-coupled intramembrane lipid carrier activity
Source: RefSeq, a predicted model, not a curated record